AUGCGCAGGAUUCGGGCCAACGCCAUCGCGAUCCUGACCGUCGCCUGGAUCCUGGGCACCUUCUACUACCUGUGGCAGGACAGCAAACCUGCAGCGGCGGCUGUGGCGGCGGCGGCGCCCUCGUCAGCGGGGAACCACCACCACCAGGGAGGAGGGCGCCAGGAGAUCCACCGGGACGACAGGACCAUCCCGCUCAUUGUGAGCCAGCCCCCGCGCGGUGAGCAUCAGGACCUUCUGCUUGGCAGCUUGGAUGAGAACAAGUACCUGGAUGCCAAGCAGCCCAAACCUGGCGACGACCCGUACCGAGAGCACGCCUUUAACCUCAUCGAAAGCCACCGCCUUGGAGCACAGCGGCCGCUCAGGGACACCAGACACUACAGGUGUGCCUCCCUUAACUAUGACAUCGACCUUCCGUCCACAAGCAUCAUCAUCACCUUCCACAACGAGGCUCGCUCCACGCUUCUGCGCACCGUCAAAAGUGUCUUGAUGAGGAGUCCUCCGCAGCUCAUUCACGAAAUCAUUCUGAUUGAUGACUUCAGCGCUGACGCCGACGACUGCCAGCUGCUUGCUCAGAUCCCCAAAGUGCGUUGCCUGAGGAACGGCAGGAGAGAGGGACUUAUCCGGUCCAGGGUGCGAGGGGCUAACUCUGCCUCGGCUCCCAUCUUGACAUUCUUGGACAGCCAUUGUGAAGUGAAUACUGAUUGGCUGCAGCCCAUGAUUCAACGAGUCAAGGAGGACCAUACUCGAGUGGUGAGCCCUAUCAUCGAUGUCAUCAGCCUGGAUAACUUCGCUUACUUGGCCGCCUCGGCUGACUUGAGAGGAGGAUUUGACUGGAGCCUCCAUUUUAAAUGGGAGCAGAUUCCCAUUGAGCAGAAAAUGGCCAGAAGUGAUCCCACCCAGCCAAUCAGGACCCCUGUGAUUGCUGGUGGUAUCUUUGCAAUGGACAAGAGUUGGUUCAACCACCUUGGGCAGUACGACACCCACAUGGAUAUCUGGGGUGGGGAGAACUUUGAGCUGUCAUUCCGUGUGUGGAUGUGCGGUGGGAGUUUGGAGAUAUUGCCCUGCAGCCGCGUGGGUCAUGUGUUCCGGAAGCGACACCCGUACGACUUCCCAGAGGGCAAUGCGCUCACUUACAUCAAGAACACGCGGCGGGCUGCCGAGGUGUGGAUGGAUGAGUACAAGCAGUACUACUACUCAGCCAGGCCUUCAGCACAGGGCAAAGCUUUUGGCAGCAUCACCGACCGUCUGGCACUGCGACGGAAGUUGAACUGCAAACCUUUCCGCUGGUACAUGGAGAACGUCUACCCCGAGCUCAGGGUUCCUGAGCAGGAGGCCGUGUCCAGUAUCCUCAGACAAGGCUCAUUGUGCCUGGAGACCAGAGGGACAGACGGCCUCGGCCUGGCGGAGUGCAAGGUGCUCAGAGGUGGCAGGCUUCAGGCGCAGAGGUGGGAGUUAAUCGAGCCGCUGAUCCGGCAGCAAGAUCUCUGCUUGGCCAUCACGCUCUUCACCCCCGGGUCAAAGGUCACCAUGGAGCCCUGUAGUGCCAAAGAGCCGAGACAGAAAUGGAAGCCCAAAGGUUCGGCCCUACAGCACACAGUCAGCGGUCUAUGUCUGGACAGUCAGAGCCCGCCCGGCCCGCCUGUCGUCGCCCAGUGUCGCCCCAUGUUGGCCAGCCAGACCUGGGAGCCACAGAUCAUCACCUGA
Molecule: messenger RNA, 1704 nt
Organism: Nerophis lumbriciformis (worm pipefish)
Lineage: Eukaryota; Metazoa; Chordata; Actinopteri; Syngnathiformes; Syngnathidae
Source: RefSeq, a predicted model, not a curated record